AUGGCCAUUUUACAGGAGCAAGGCUGGACGUUCUCACUGCCCUUCUCCUCCUUUUCAGAUUACAGUCAGGACGAGAAGGCCUUGCUUGGGGCAUGUGACUGCACCCAGAUUGUGAAACCCAGCGGGGUCCACCUCAAGCUGGUUCUGAGGUUCUCAGACUUCGGGAAGGCCAUGUUCAAACCCAUGAGACAGCAGCGAGAUGAAGAGACACCCGCGGACUUCUUCUACUUCAUCGACUUUCAGAGACACAAUGCCGAGAUCGCAGCUUUCCACCUGGACAGGAUUCUGGACUUCCGACGGGUGCCACCCACAGUGGGGAGGCUAGUCAAUGUCACCAAGGAAAUCCUAGAGGUCACCAAGAAUGAAAUCCUGCAGAGUGUUUUCUUCGUCUCUCCAGCCAGCAACGUGUGUUUCUUUGCCAAGUGCCCAUACAUGUGCAAGACCGAAUACGCCGUGUGUGGCAACCCGCACCUGCUGGAAGGCUCCCUCUCCGCGUUCCUGCCUUCUCUCAACCUGGCCCCCAGGCUGUCGGUGCCCAACCCCUGGAUCCGCUCCUACUCGCUGGCAGGGAAAGAGGAGUGGGAGGUCAAUCCGCUUUACUGCGACACCGUGAAGCAGAUCUACCCAUACAACAGUAGCAGCCGUCUCCUCAACAUCAUCGACAUGGCCAUCUUCGACUUCCUGAUAGGAAAUAUGGACCGGCAUCAUUAUGAGAUGUUCACCAAAUUUGGGGACGAUGGGUUCCUCAUUCACCUUGACAAUGCCAGAGGGUUUGGACGACACUCCCAGGACGAACUCUCCAUCCUGUCGCCGCUGUCCCAGUGUUGCAGGAUAAAAAAGAAAACGCUUUUGCACCUGCAGCUGCUGGCCCGGGCCGACUACAGACUCAGUGACGUGAUGCGGGAGUCUUUGCUAGAAGACCAGCUCAGCCCCAUCCUCACCGAGCCCCACCUCCUGGCCCUGGACCGGAGACUCCAAAUUAUCCUACAGACAGUGGAGGGGUGCGUGGAGGCCCACGGAGAGCAGAGUGUCAUAGCCACCGACCCAGCAGAACAGUCCGCCCCAGACUCUAGCCAGGCUAACCUUGACAAGCUAAGGGCUGGAUGAAGCCAGAUUUCAGGAACUACCCCUGGAGCCAGAGGUGGACUUGGGAGCGGACCACUGCUUCCUCGCAUCCCCGUCAAGGCUGGAGGGGCUGGGUCAUGAGCUCUGAAAGAGGUAGGGCACUGGGAUGAUUCCACAAGAGCAAAAGAGAAGGGAUCCACUGAACUUUCUUCCUUGGUGCACGGCUUCUCUAGUGGACCUCCUUGGCCCCGCCCUUCCCAGAAAGCACUGCUUCAGCAAGGCCACAGACCAUCUCCUGAGCCCACUGGGAAAUCUGGAUUAGGAGUCGGGCUUGGAAGGUUUGGGAGCCUUGUCCCAGGAAAGAGUAGAACAAAUAAAAUUAAAGGACACCAAUGGACACCUAGCUGA
Molecule: messenger RNA, 1473 nt
Organism: Leptonychotes weddellii (Weddell seal)
Lineage: Eukaryota; Metazoa; Chordata; Mammalia; Carnivora; Phocidae
Source: RefSeq, a predicted model, not a curated record